This is a messenger RNA of Trametes versicolor FP-101664 SS1, 612 nucleotides long. RefSeq lists its product as uncharacterized. NCBI's taxonomy places the organism in Eukaryota, Fungi, Basidiomycota, Agaricomycetes, Polyporales, Polyporaceae. The annotation marks the transcript as partial. The transcript has a single exon. The record is from RefSeq and is a predicted model, not a curated record.
AUGUUUAGUGACCGCCGAUUUCAAACGGAUAGGUACUUUCCUUUCAUUGCAUACAACCAGGAGCAGAUUCGGGCAAGUACCACAGGAGGUUAUUUGCUGACGGAAAGAUCUAACUUCAAAAGUGCUGCUGCCAAGAUUUUAAGCGUAGAUAAGAGCACUCUUGACCGCUUGAUCGAAAACGGAAGGAAUGGUAUCAGACAAGAGGUGUAUACGUCGGAAGAGAAGCAGUGCCUAGAGCUGCUGAGUCUUGUUGACUAUGUAGGCGGACGUGUUCCGGGCUCGCUGACAAGAAGAAAAUAUCAGAGGAGCGAAAUAAAGUCGUUGAUCGUGGAGUAUGGCGUACCCACCUUCUUCGUAACAUUCGCUCCGGUAGACUUCAAACAUCCUGUGUGUUUGUAUUACUGCGGAGAGCCUAUAGAUUUAACAGAUAGUGCACCGGACUUACCGAGCGCUGGCAGUCGUCUGAGAGCAAUCGCUUCUAACCCGGUAGCGUGUGCGCGUUUUUUUGAUUUGAUGGUGCGAACAUUUGUUAAACAGGUUUUGCGGGUGGGGGAUGAUCGCGACAGGCCCGGUUUGUUUGGUAAGACUUCAUCGUAUUACGGGACAGUCGAG